Nipponia nippon (crested ibis) is the source of this 285-nucleotide messenger RNA. RefSeq names its product small nuclear RNA activating complex polypeptide 5 (gene SNAPC5). Gene Ontology annotation, cellular component: nucleus. NCBI's taxonomy places the organism in Eukaryota, Metazoa, Chordata, Aves, Pelecaniformes, Threskiornithidae. Gene Ontology annotation, biological process: transcription by RNA polymerase II; transcription initiation at RNA polymerase III promoter. The record is from RefSeq and is a predicted model, not a curated record.
AUGCUGAGCCGCCUGCAGGAGCUGCGCAAGGAGGAGGAGACGCUGCUGCGGGUGAAGGCGGCGCUGCACGAGCAGCUCACGCGCCUCAAGGUGGAGGAGCUGGCGCUGCAGUCCCUGAUCAGGUCCAGAGAGGAGAAGGUUACGGUCUCGUCAGCGGCUGCAGAGGAGCCUCACGAAACUCUUGGGCAGAUGGACAACGAGGCUGCUAUCAAUCAAACUGAAUUACACCUAAGUCUUCAAGAUCAUGAAGAGGAGGAGGAGGAAGAAGAGGAAUCUGAUUCGUGA